This is a messenger RNA of Branchiostoma floridae (Florida lancelet), 522 nucleotides long. RefSeq names its product tumor necrosis factor receptor superfamily member 10B-like. Lineage: Eukaryota; Metazoa; Chordata; Leptocardii; Amphioxiformes; Branchiostomatidae. The record is from RefSeq and is a predicted model, not a curated record. Gene Ontology annotation, cellular component: cytoplasm; CD95 death-inducing signaling complex. Gene Ontology annotation, biological process: positive regulation of extrinsic apoptotic signaling pathway; TRAIL-activated apoptotic signaling pathway. The coding region runs from base 115 to 522 and encodes 135 amino acids. The transcript has 5 exons. Gene Ontology annotation, molecular function: death receptor binding; caspase binding.
CCAUGGUCUAUGGAUACAAGAUGGCAGGGUGGUGCGAGGUAGUACAAAGCCUACUUUUAUCCAGGGUUUUGUCAUACGUAUGCUAAACUCCACCUGACACCGCACUAACUCAUCAUGGCUGAGGGAGAACAUUCUCCUCACAUUGUCGACGUUCAGGAAUAUUUCGACGAUGUGAUAGCAGAGGCCAGUCACAAUUGGGACAACCUGGCCCGGAAGCUGGGAUUCAGCGAGAACGAGAUAAAAGUACUUCGAACCGAUGGGCCUGACCAGGACCGCAGGUGCAGGGAAAUGCUGCACAAGUGGAGAAACAGGAAGGGGAUGGAAGCUACUCUACAGGUUCUGCAGCAGGCGCUCGUCGAUAUUAAAGAAAGGCUGACUGCUGAGAAAUUAGAAGGCAAGACAAGCACACAUAAAAAGAAGAGAAAAAGAAAAGCAAAGAAGGCCAACGAAGUAGAUUCAUCAGAGGACUCAAAUGUGUCUUCAAUGGAGAAUGGUCUUUAUGCGGGUUUUGAGGUUGGCUAA